GGGCCGCCCCGCCACGACCACCAACACCAGUACGAGCAGUUCCAGCUCCUCGGGUUCUGUAUCGAGUAGGCUCGGACCCCGCUCGGCCAACAGAAGGCCUGAGUCGGGUCGGAGCACUCAGUCCGGCGAUCCAUCUGGGUCGAGCGGGAGCAUCCCAACGACCGCGACUCCGAGUCCCAGAGCGAGUCAGGCAGGAUCAAACUCGGCUGGGAGCAGUUCAAAGACCGCGAGCGGGAGCAGCCCAAAGACCGCGGCUCCGAGGCCCAGAGCGAGUCAGACAGGAUCGGGCUCGGGCACGACUCAGCCGCGUAACAAUUCGGGGCAAAGCUCUUCUGCCGCAUCACCGGCGGGGAUUAUCUUCCGUCCUUCCGGAAACAUUUCGCAGCUGGCACAAAGGUUGAAAGCAACCAUGCCGGCGACCCCGAGAACAAGAAGAGACAUCAUCGGAUCUGGGACGGGCGUUUACGGAUACGGAAGCGUAGUGCGAGGCACCAUAAAACGGAGCGGCAGCGAUGGAGGAUCUCCGAGAGAGAUUGCCGCCGCAAUGUCGAGUGCUGAUCCGGUGGAAGUGAAUAGGAUAGGGAACGAAGUGUACAAGAAGGGUAACUUUGCCGAUGCGUUGAGAUUAUACGACAGAGCAAUAGAAUUAUCGCCGAGAAACGUGUCUUACAUGAGCAAUAGGGCGGCGGCAUUGAUGGGUUUGAAUCGGAUAGGGGAAGCCAUUAAAGGCUGUGAAGAAGCUCUGAGAUUUAAUCCUAACCACGGAAGAGCUCACCAGCGUCUGGCCUCAUUGUUCAUCCGGAUUGGCCAAGUUGAAGAAGCCGACAAACACUUUCGUCUUCCCGGGUUUCGAUUGGAUCCUUCAGAGGUGCAAAAUCUUCAGGCAAUAGACAAACACUUGAGCAAAUGUGCAGAUGCCAGAGGGCAUAGUAACUGGAGAACUGUGUUGAAGGAAGUUGAUGCUGCUAUCUUGUCUGGAGCCAACUUCUCGCCUCAGCUAGUUUUGUGUAGAGCGGAAGCGCUUAUGAUGCUGAACCGGCUUGAUGAUGCUAGAUCAAUUCUAUCAGAAGUUCCGAAAGUGGAGCCUUUCCCCGAGUCUUGCUCGCAAAAACGAUUUUGCGGGAUGCUUUGUGAAGCUUAUACACAUUUCGUCAAAUCCCGGAUCGAUUUGGCACUAGGAAGGUUCGAAAGUGCAGCUACAGCUUCUGCCAAAGCUGUUGAACUGGAUCGACGAAACUACGAAGUUUCUACGCUGGCCAAUACCGUCACUUUGGUUACUAGUGCACGUAACCGUGGCAAUGAGCUCUAUAGAUCGGAAAGAUAUACAGAAGCAUCUACAGCUUACGAAGAAGGCCUUAGACAUGAUCCUACCAACUCGGUGUUGUAUUCUAACCGGGCAGCUUGUUGGUUUAAGCUCGGGAAGUGGGAACGUACCAUCGAAGACUGUGAUCAAGCACUGAAUUUUCAACCGAACUACACUAAGGCAUUGCUUCGAAGGGCUGCCGCAAACAGCAAGUUGGAGAGAUGGGGAAAUGCAGUGAUGGAUUACGAGGCAGUGAGGAGAGAACUGCCAGACGAUAAGGAGAUUGCCGAGUCACUGUUUCACGCACAAGUUGCUCUGAGAAAAUCCCGAGGGGACGAUGUUUCCAACAUGAGAUUCGGCGGGGAAGUGGAGGAAAUCUCCAGUCUUGAACAGUUCAAAGCUGCAGUAUCUUUGCCUGGAGUUUCGGUCGUGCACUUCAUGAAGGCAUCCGAUGAUCAGUGCAAGGAGAUAUCUCCAUUCGUCGAUGCUCUCUGCAUCCGAUACCCGUUCUUGAACUUCCUCAAGGUGGAUAUCGAUAAAUGGACGGAGAUAAGUAGAGAAGAGAAUGUGAAGGUAGUGCCAACGUUCAAGAUUUACAAGAACGGAAACCGGGUUAAGGAGAUCAUCUGCCCUAACCGCGAAGUCCUGGACUACUCUGUGAGAUAUUACAGCCUUUGAGAAGCUCGAAAAGAAAAAAGACCGUCUCUUCUGGUUUGGCUCUUUGGACGAUUCGUUCAUUCAUUCUUUUUCCGAGCUCCCGAGCCUCCGAUCUCUCGCUGUACAGAGAACGUUAGAUCGGAUUCAGCUCGGGUUGGCUCCGGUUUUUUUGAUUAGCAACAGAUGAUAGGUGAUAUUGUGUACAUAAGAGGAGGAGGUGAUGUAUAGAAGAGGUCAUAGAAAGCGUUAGAUGGAAAAUAAAGGGUCCAAAAAAAAAGAGCAU
Messenger RNA from Tarenaya hassleriana, 2243 nucleotides. RefSeq names its product TPR repeat-containing thioredoxin TTL1. Lineage: Eukaryota; Viridiplantae; Streptophyta; Magnoliopsida; Brassicales; Cleomaceae. The coding region runs from base 410 to 1981 and encodes 523 amino acids. Gene Ontology annotation, molecular function: protein binding. The transcript is spliced from 7 exons. Gene Ontology annotation, cellular component: cytoplasm. The record is from RefSeq and is a predicted model, not a curated record.